Ostreococcus lucimarinus CCE9901 is the source of this 426-nucleotide messenger RNA. RefSeq lists its product with no specific name. The record is from RefSeq and is a predicted model, not a curated record. Gene Ontology annotation, cellular component: NatC complex. The transcript has a single exon. The annotation marks the transcript as partial. Lineage: Eukaryota; Viridiplantae; Chlorophyta; Mamiellophyceae; Mamiellales; Bathycoccaceae. Gene Ontology annotation, molecular function: protein-N-terminal amino-acid acetyltransferase activity. Gene Ontology annotation, biological process: N-terminal peptidyl-methionine acetylation.
GAUGAAGACACGCAGCUCCCGCUCAUCGCGAGCAUAAUCGAUCGAGAACUCAGCGAACCUUACUCCAUCUUCACCUACCGGUACUUCUUGAACAACUGGCCCGAGCUGUGCUUCAUGGCGAUCGAUUCGUCCUCGCGCGAGUGCGUGGGUGUCAUCGUGUGUAAGCUCGAGAAGCACCGGGAGAUGAUGCGGGGGUACGUGGGGAUGCUGGUGGUGGAUAAGCGCGCGCGCAAAUUGAAGCUCGGGAGCGAGCUCGUGUCGCGCGCGCUGGCCGUGAUGCAAGAAAGAGGCGCGGAUGAGUGCGUGUUAGAGGCAGAGACGACGAACGAGGGGGCGCUGCGGUUGUAUCAAUCAUUAGGAUUCAUCAGGGAUAAGGCGUUGUCGAGGUACUACUUGAGCGGGCGCGACGCGUAUCGCCUCAAGCUG